This is a messenger RNA of Juglans microcarpa x Juglans regia, 1435 nucleotides long. Its product is annotated as COP9 signalosome complex subunit 6a. The record is from RefSeq and is a predicted model, not a curated record. The transcript is spliced from 9 exons. Gene Ontology annotation, molecular function: metallopeptidase activity; protein binding. Gene Ontology annotation, biological process: protein deneddylation. NCBI's taxonomy places the organism in Eukaryota, Viridiplantae, Streptophyta, Magnoliopsida, Fagales, Juglandaceae. Gene Ontology annotation, cellular component: COP9 signalosome. The coding region runs from base 105 to 1064 and encodes 319 amino acids.
AGACGCUGAAGGGAAACGCAGGUUCCCGAAAUAAAAACUCCAACCCUAAAGGCCGAACUCUUCCAGUACGUGGUUUUCCUGCUCUUCUGCGAUCGGAGAGUUGAAUGGCGUCUUCGUCGAGCAGCGGACUAACAUUCAAAUUGCAUCCGCUGGUGAUUGUGAAUAUAUCUGAUCACUACACCAGGGUUAAGUCUCAGAUGCACCCGCCCAUAGGUCCCCACGCCAACGACAACAGCAAUGGCACUGACGGAGCCACGUCGCUCCCGCCUCCUGUGCCGAGGGUCUAUGGCUGCGUAAUAGGGAUUCAGAGGGGACGCACCGUCGAGAUAUUCAACAGCUUCGAGCUCCUCUACGAUCCCUCCACACAUUCUCUUGACCGCUCCUUCCUCGAGAAGAAGCAAGACCUCUAUAAAAAGGUUUUCCCCAACUUCUAUAUACUCGGAUGGUAUUCUACUGGCAGCGAUGCGCAGGAAUCUGAUAUGCAUAUUCAUAAAGCCUUGAUGGAUAUAAACGAAAGUCCUGUUUAUGUUCUUCUCAAUCCUUCAAUUAAUCAUGCUCAAAAGGAUCUCCCAGUCACUAUUUAUGAAAGUGAGCUGCAUGUCAUAGAUGGGAUUCCACAGCUUAUUUUUGUUCGUUCAAACUACACUAUUGAGACGGUCGAAGCAGAACGUAUUUCAGUUGAUCAUGUUGCACAUCUUAAACCAUCUGAUGGAGGUUCAGCAGCUACUCAAUUGGCUGCUCACCUCACAGGCAUACAUAGUGCCAUCAAAAUGCUGAAUAGCAGAAUCAGGGUUCUUCAUUACUAUCUUCUAGCAAUGCAAAAAGGUGAUAUCCUCUGUGAGAAUUCACUGCUAAGACAAGUAUCAAGUCUUCUAAGAAGAUUGCCAGCUAUUGAAUCAGAGAAAUUUCAAGAUGACUUCUUGAUGGAAUACAAUGACACACUAUUGAUCACUUACCUGGCCAUGUUCACCAACUGCUCAAGCACAAUGAAUGAACUAGUCGACAAAUUCAACACUGCAUACGACAGGCAUAGUCGAAGGGGUGGACGGACUGCCUUUAUGUGAAAGGAAAGCUGCUUGCAUCUGGCAGACUUGCUGGCUUCUAUUUCUUUUGUGCAUAGCACAUAGAAGCUUACGAAUCAUAUUGCUAGGAGCCAAGGAUCCAGACAAAUCAGGAAAAAAUUGAAAGCUAUAUGGUUUUCUUCGUUUUUAUUUUGCUUUAAAAAAAAAAAAUGGCUCUGCGCACUAUAUUGAGUUAUUAUGGGAGGUGGAGGUACCAAAUGACUUUGGGAGUGGAAGAUGUGGUUUCAGUAUGGUCCUUUGUGAAUUGCUGCUUUCGUGUUUGUCUUGCCUGUGAGCAUAUUCACAGGUCACAUCCUAUAAUAUUAUAUCAUGUAAGAUGAUGAAAACAAUCGUAACAGCUUAAAAGUACUUUA